Oncorhynchus masou masou (cherry salmon) is the source of this 8299-nucleotide messenger RNA. Its product is annotated as myoferlin-like. The coding region runs from base 350 to 6508 and encodes 2052 amino acids. Gene Ontology annotation, biological process: plasma membrane organization; membrane fusion. The transcript has 54 exons. The record is from RefSeq and is a predicted model, not a curated record. NCBI's taxonomy places the organism in Eukaryota, Metazoa, Chordata, Actinopteri, Salmoniformes, Salmonidae. Gene Ontology annotation, cellular component: membrane.
AGCCUUUUUGAGUGGCCUAUAAUAAAACAAUAUUUUGACAGCGUCAAGUUUGUUUAUAAACUCAUAACAAUAUCAUAAGAAGUAGAAGUAGAUGUAACAAGUAGGAUGGCUAGUAACAGAUUUUGACUAUAGCCUACACGACGUGAUGGAAUACUUUUUAACACACAUCCAUAAUAUUUUGUUCCUUGCUGACUUUUACAGUGAAUAGCCAAAUAAUUCGUGACUUCAUUCCUCCUCUAAAUGAGCAUUUCCUCCGUUACAAUGCGCGCUGGUGAAGAGACGCCUUGGCAGAGGAACAUGCUGUGAUUCAUAAGGGAGUUAUACUACAGACUUGAAAAACUCUGUAAUAAUGUUGCGCGUCGUAGUGGAAUCAGCCAAAGGCAUCCCCAAAAAGAAACUCGGAAACCCAGAUCCCAUAGCAGCGGUAGUGUUCAAAGGUGAAAAGAAGAAAACUAAAGCAAUUGAUAGUGAACUCAAUCCCGUGUGGAAUGAAGUGCUUGAGUUCGACCUAAAGGGCUCCCCAUUGGAUGCGUCCUCCUUUAUAGACGUGAUUGUGAAAGACUAUGAGACGAUCGGCAAAGACAAAUUUAUUGGCUCAGCUAAGAUCUCUCUCCUAGACCUGGCUCAUGGUCACACCAAGUCCCUCCCAGCAAAGAACCUGUCCCUGGUCAAUGAGAAGAUACAGGACACUGGGGCAACCAUUCAUUUGAUGAUUGGUUAUGAGCCACCAGCGAGCACAGCUCCGAACCCUAACAAUCAAACUGAUGAAGACCAGUCGUAUGGGGACACAGGUGGGGGUGAGGAAGGGAAGGAUGGGGAGGAGUUAUCCCUUGGGGGUCAGGUGGGGACCCUUGGAGUUCCACCCACACCUGGACAGCCUGGUAACCCCAACCAUAGACCUGUCCGGACCAGCCGCAAGAGACACCGGGCCCUGGCCAACAAGCCCCAGGACUUCCAGAUUCGCGUUCGAGUUAUCGAGGGCCGACAGUUGCCGGGAAACAACAUUAAACCGGUUGUCAAAGUGAAUGUGUGCGGACAGACCCACCGAACCAGGAUCAGACAAGGAAACAACCCCUUCUUUGAUGAGAUAUUCUUCUUUAAUGUCAACAUCCUGCCUUCGGAGCUUUUAGAUGACUGUAUCAGUAUUCGGGUCUAUGAUUCCUACUCCCUCAGGGCAGACAGUCUAAUGGGGGAGUUCAAGUUGGAUGUUGGGUACAUAUAUGACGAACCUGCCCACGCCAUAAUGAGGAAGUGGCUUCUCCUAAGUGACCCUGGUGACUCUAACUCGGGGGCCAAAGGUUACCUGAAGGUCAGCCUGGUCAUCGUGGGGACAGGAGACGAGCCACCGACUGAGAAGCGAGAGCGGAACGAGGAGCAAGAUGACAUAGAGAGUAAUCUGUUGGUGCCGGCUGGGGUAACACUCAGAUUGGUCACCCUCAACCUGAAGGUGUACCGUGCAGAGGACAUGCCUCAGAUGGAUGAUGCGUUUGUACAGACUGUGAAACAAGUAUUUGGAGGGGAAGGCGAUAAGAAAAACUUAGUUGAUCCAUUUCUGGAGGUCAGCUUCGCUGGCAAGAAGCUGUGCACCAAAAUCAUCGAGAAAAAUGCCAAUCCUGAGUGGAACCAGCUGAUCAACCUUCAGGUCAAGUUCCCAUCCAUGUGUGAAAGCAUCAAGUUGACUGUAUUCGACUGGGAUCGUCUGACCAGGAAUGAUGUGAUAGGAACCACAUUUCUCAAUCUGACCAAAAUAGCCUCAUCUGGUAGUGAGAUUGAAGAUACACCUGCAGAAAAUUGCACCAAUCUGUCAUCUGAAGUGAGCAGUGGGGAGGCAGAGGUGGGUUUCCUCCCAGCGUUUGGGCCUUGCUACCUAAACCUGUACGGCAGUCCCAGGGAGUUCACUGGCCUCCCAGACCCGUACGAGGAACUCAACUUUGGCAAGGGUGAAGGGGUGGCCUACAGGGGCAGAGUCCUCAUCGAGCUCUCCACUCAACUGGAUGGCAAAGCUGACAGGAAGCUGGACAACAUCUCCAGUGAUGACAUCCUGAUGGCCCAGAAGUACCAGCGGAGGAGGAAGUUCUCGCUGUGUGAUGUGUUCCACAGCUCCUGCAUGCUCCAGGAGCCCGGUGAGCCAAUCCAGUUCGAGGUCAGCAUUGGCAACUACGGCAAUAAGCUGGACUCCACCUGCAUGCCACUGGCAUCCACAACCCAAUACAGCUGUGCUGUGUUUGACGGUAACCACUACUAUUACAUGCCCUGGGCUGACACCAAACCUGUUGUCAUCCUCACAUCCUUCUGGGAAGACAUUAGCCACCGAUUGGAUUCAGUCAACAUCAUCCUCUACAUCGCAGACAGACUGGAAUCCAACCUCACUUCUUUGAGAACAGCCAUCCUUGCCAAAGCCUCAGAGGCGCGCUUGGCUGAGAUCUGGCUCAAACUCAUCAACCACAUGAUUGAGGAUCUGAGCAACUUUCAGGUACCAGAGCUUGAGGGCAGGCCCAACCUGACGGCUCUGGACGUCCAGAUUAAGAAGCUGCGUGAUUCGGCGGUGGCCAGCAUCAGGGAGAUGGCCAAACGCUUGAAGGAGGAGGCCACCGGCGUUAUAGCCACUCUGACAGACAUCGAGGACUGGCUGGAGAGACUGAAACAGCUUGCAGAGGAGCCCCAGAACAGUAUGCCUGACGUGGUGAUCUGGAUGCUGCGUGGAGAGAGGAGGGUGGCAUACGCCCGUCUCCCAGCCAAUCAGAUCCUCUACUCUACCUACAGUGAGCAGGCCUGUGGGAAAUACUGUGGCAGGACACAGACCAUCUUCAUGCAGUACCCCAUGGACAAAAACAAAGGCGUGAAGAUCCCUGUCCAGCUCCGUGUCAACAUGUGGCUGGGCCUCUCUGCCCACGAGAAGAAGUUCAACAGCUUCUCAGAGGGAACCUUCAGUGUGUUCGCAGAAAUGUAUGAGAACCAGGCCCGGGUGUUUGGGAAAUGGGGCACCACAGGGUUGGUGUACCGGCAUAAGUUCUCUGACGUGACUGGGAAGGUGAAGCUGAAACAGGAGCGCUUCAUGCCCCCCAGGGCGUGGGAGUGGGAAGGCGAGUGGUUCGUCGACCCCGAGAGAGGCCUGCUAACAGAAGCAGACGCGGGGCACACAGAGUUCACAGACGAAGUCUACCAGAACGAGACACGUUUCAUUGGCGGGGAGUGGAAGGCUGCUGCCGACCCCUUCACAGAUGUGAAUGGGCAGAAGAGCCAGAGUCCAGGGGAGAUAGAGUGUCCUGCUGGCUGGAAGUGGGAGGAUGACUGGAGCUUCGACAGCAACAGGGCUGUGGAUGAGAAAGGUUGGGAGUAUGGCGUCACCAUUCCCCCCGAUGACAAGCCCAAGUCCUGGGGAGCAGCAGAGAAGAUGUACCACAUACACCGCAGGAAGAGACUCUUACGGCCACGCAGGAAAAUAGCAGACACUAAAGCAGCACCUGAGAGGUGGGAUCCCGGCGAAGGCUGGGAAUACUCGUCCUUGAUUGGCUGGAAGUUCCACAGGAAGGAGCGUUCAUCUGACACAUUCCGCCGUCGCCGCUGGAGACGCAAGAUGGCUCCGUCAGAUGGGAUAGGAGCAUCAGCCAUCUUCAGACUGGAGGGGGCACUGGGGGUAGAUGUUGAUGAGAAGGCCAGUGAAAAGGACGCUGCCAGACUAUUUGGUGCCAACACACCCACCGUUUCCUGUAACUUUGACCGGUCGUAUAUGUACCAUCUGAGGGUGUAUGUCUAUCAGGCCAGGAAUCUCAUCGCCAUGGACAGGGACAGCUUCUCAGAUCCCUACGCCCAUGUGUCCUUCCUCCAUGUGAGUAAGACCACAGAGGUCAUCAGAGCCAAUCUGAACCCCACCUGGGACCAGACCCUCAUCUUUAAUGACAUCGAGAUCUAUGGAGACCCCCAGACCAUUGCACACAACCCCCCCAACGUGGUGCUGGAGCUCUACGACAGUGACCAGGUGGGUAAAGACGAGGCCAUGGGUCGCUGUACGUGCCCCCCUGUGGUGAAGCUGAACCUCGGCACGGUGGUAUCCCCCAAACUGCUGUGGUUCCCCGUCACCAAGAAAGGCCGCAACGCGGGAGAGAUGCUGGUGGCUGCUGAGCUAUUGCUGAAAGACAAGGCCAAUGAGAGUAACUUGCCCCUGGUGCCCCCCAGACGUGGAGCGACGCUCUACAUGGUUCCUCAGGGAAUCAGGCCUGUCGUACAGCUUACCGCCAUCGAGAUCUUAGCCUGGGGUCUAAGGAACAUGAAGACCUACCAGUUGGCCGCAGUCACCUCUCCCAGUCUCAUGGUGGAGUGUGGGGGGGAGGUCGUCCAGACUACCGUCAUCAAGAACUUCAAGAAGAACCCCAACUUCCCCGGAUCUGUCCUCUUCUUUAAAGUGCUUCUACCCAAAGAGGAGAUGUACACCCCUCCCAUCGUUCUGAAGGUGAUGGACCACCGGCCGUUCGGCAGGAAGCCCAUUGUGGGCCAGUGUACCCUCUCCCUGGAGGAGUUCCGCUGUGACCCUUACGUCACCAAUGCUGAGGUGGCCAUGUCUUCCAAAGUGGCCAUGAUGGCAGCAACUCAAGGAGACAUCAUCAUUAACAUGGAGGAUAGGCCCAUCCUUAAUACUGAGCUCCACAAAGAGAAGGAGGAGGAGGCAGUUGACUGGUGGAGUAAGUUCUAUGCCUCUGUGGGAGAACACGAGAAGUGUGGGCCGUACCUCAACAAAGGAUACGACACCCUAAAGGUAUAUGAAGGGGAGCUGGAGGAGGUCCCAGAUUUCCGAGGGCUGACAGAUUUCUGUAAAACGUUCCGACUGCAGCGGGGGAAGACUGAGGAUGAGGACGACGACCCUUCAGUGGUCGGAGAGUUCAAGGGCUCGUUCCGGGUGUAUCCCCUAUCUGAAGACCCAGAGAUGCCAGCCCCGCCACGCCAGUUCAGAGAGCUGCCUGAGAGCGGGUUGCAGGAGUGCCUGGUCAGGAUCUACGUGGUGCGAUGCAUGGACCUGCAGCCAAAAGACAACAACGGCAUGUGUGACCCUUACAUCAAGAUCUCUUUGGGGAAGAAAACAAAAGAUGACAGGGAUGACUACAAACCAAACACCCUCAAUCCAGAGUUUGGCAGGAUGUUUGAGCUGUCCUGUUUCCUCCCUCAAGACAAAGACCUAAAGAUAGCUGUGUACGACUAUGACUUGCUCACCCGAGAUGAGAAAGUGGGAGAGACAGUCAUUGACCUAGAGAACAGACUCCUCUCUUGUUUCGGCGCCUACUGCGGCCUACCGCAGUCCUACUGCAUUUCAGGGACCAACCAGUGGAGGGAUCAGCUGAAGCCCUCCCAGAUCCUGGAGAACCUGGCCAGACUGAGAGGGAUCCCUUCACCCAGCACCUCUGCUGACGGCAGAACUCUCUCUUUCGGGGGGAGAGACUACAGCCUGCUGGACUUUGAGGCCAACAGAGUCAUCCACCAGCACCUGGGUCCAGCCAGGGAGAGGAUGGCCCUGCAUGUCCUCAGUAAACAGGGUCUGGUGCCAGAGCAUGUGGAAACCAGGACUCUCUACAGUACUUACCAACCUACACUGUCCCAGGGAAAGAUUCAGAUGUGGGUGGACAUCUUCCCCAAGAGCCUGGGUUUACUGGGACCUCCAUGCCACAUUACUCCACGCCAAGCCAAGAAGUACUUCAUGCGGGCUAUUGUCUGGAACACCACUGAUGUCAUACUAGAUGAGACCAGCAUCACCGGAGAGAAUAUGAGUGACAUUUACGUCAAAGGAUGGAUGCCAGGUAUGGAAGAGGACAAGCAGAAGACAGACGUCCAUUACAGAUCCCUGGAUGGUGAUGGCAACUUCAACUGGCGGUUUGUCUUUGGCUUCGACUACCUGCCCUCAGAGCAACUUUGCCUCGUUUCCAGAAAAGAGCAUUUUUGGAAUCUGGACCAAACUGAGUUUCGGACCCCCCCAAAGUUGAUCGUCCAGAUUUGGGACAAUGACAAAUUCUCACUGGAUGACUAUCUGGGCACAGUUGAGCUGGAUCUGCUUCAUCUGAUCCCCCCUGCCAAGACCCCUGAGAAAUGCAGUCUGAAAAUGUUACCAGGGAUUACAGGCUCCACACCUUCCAAACAACCACCGCCCAACUCUCUGUUCUCCCAGAAGUCUGUGCGGGGCUGGUGGCCCUGUAUGAUCGAGCAGGAUAGGAAGCACAUUCUGGGUGGAAAAGUGGAGAUGACCCUGGAAAUAGUGGAAGAGAGGGAGGUAGAAGAGAGGCCUGCUGGGAAGGGCCGGGACGAACCCAACAUGAACCCCAAACUAGACUUUCCCAAUCGCCCCGACACUUCCUUCUUCUGGUUCACCAGUCCAUGCAAGACCAUGAAGUUCAUCAUAUGGCGCAGAUUCAAAUGGAUCUUCAUUGGUUUGAUAGUCCUACUGCUUGUGCUCUUGUUCCUUGGGAUCCUGCUGUACUCCCUACCAAACUACAUCUCAAUGAAAAUUGUGAAGCCUUUCUCUUAGGAGUUACUCUAUGGGGCAGCUGAGUACUAUGCCUGUCUUCGUCCAAGGGAUAAGGCGACAGAAGUCUUGACACUCAGGCCCUCACAAACUCUAUGCAAUGUAUUCCUAUCAGCGUUGUCUUCAGAGUUGCGUGCAUUAUUGACAUUUUUACACUUUAUCAAUCAAGGCUACACUUCACUUGCAUUAAAUAAUGUAGCCACACAGCCCUUUUAAUUGUACUGUACUUGUACUGUUCUUACCUGUCUGUCUUUCCCUGAAAUACCGAAAGCGAAAGGAAAGGGAAAGAGGAUACCUAGUUAGUCGCACAACUGAAUGCAUUCAACCGAUAAUGUGUCUUCUGCAUUUAAUCAAAUGCUAUAUUGUAUGCAUGCUUUACUAAACCUAAUAUAGAGAGCGUGUCUUCGCCGAUAGAAUGAGCUACUAACAACAAACACUGUUGUUGUGUCUUCAAACAAUGUCCCAACAUUCUAAAAAGCCACUUCCUUAGACACCAUACAGAGAAGGCCCCAGCACAUUUCCAAGUAGGGGCAUGAGAUCAUUUCUUGGUUGCAACAAAAAUCCCAUUCCAUUUACUCACACAAUGUCUAGGUAUGUGAUACAGUACGGGUUAAUCCAGGUAUGUCACACAUAAUAAAUUAAGCAUGGUAUCCAUGUAAGCAUAGACAGUUUUACUAUAAAUAUUAAUUGGGAUCUAACUCAAAAAGGUACGCAAAAUUAUUAAGGUAAAAUAGAUGAUUGUCUUGAAAUCAAAAGUUUAAAUCCAAAGGUAUUAAUCCACAAAUGAAACAGCAUUAUUAAUCCACAAAUGAAACAGCAUUAUUAAUCCACAAAUGAAACAGCAUUAUUAAUCCACAAAUGAAACAGUAUUAAUCACUCUAGUUUUUAGAAGGCCUUUUUCUAGCAGGCUUCUAUCCCCUGUUCUAAUUUGGUUCCACCAUAGAGGCAUAAAGAAGGUUCAUCAUUGUAUCUGUGCUAUAAUGGCUUCUGAGACAGGGUGGGCAGUGCAAUUGAGGUCAAUUUUAAAGUAACUGUCCAGUGAUAGUCACACUAUUAAAAUGUAAUGUUCUGAUAACGCAUACCCAAAUAAUGGUGUUGGCUCAUCCUAUACUAAUUUGUGGCCAAAGCAGAAAUUGGAGAAAAAACACUUUAAAAUCCCAACCUCAAACGUGUAUCUCGACCAGAAAAAAAUGCUUGCUAUUUCCUCAUAGAGGAUGAUGACAUCCUCCUGAGGAGGAUGAGCUGGCCAAUCAGCGGUCUACUCACAUUAAUAUUGGACAGUUACUUUAAAGUAGUCCAUUUCUUCUUCUUAGACUUUUAUGAGUCAGUAAACAAACUAAAAGGGUGCAUACUGCCACCUGGAGUGUGUUGUCUGAACAGGUAUAAAGCCAAGGUUGGGGAUUUACUGCUACCUGCAGUUCUGGAAUGUUUCCUUGGGAGUAUAAUUCAUUGGCUGAUCCCUCCUGAUUACCUGGAUGGAAUUAUGUGAUCCUUCCUUAAUUUAACCCAUAGGAAGCCCCAAACAGUUAAAAUGGUGAAAGCCCUCAAUGGCAAUGUUCAUUCUGAAACAGGUUCUAUCCAUUUGGAGUCCUCUUUCUACCUCUAUGGGUUCCACUGAUGCAUCUUAGCUUUAACCCAUUAUAUUUCCAUAUAAACAGUUUCCAUACUGUGAAUAAUAACUUUAACAUGUUUUCUUUUCGCAUAUAAAAUGGCUCUAACAACUGUUGUGUUCCAAUUUCAUUUAUAUCAAUAGGCUUUUCUAUGUUUUAAUAAAGAACAAUGAUUAUGUACAAA